Messenger RNA from Ostrea edulis (European flat oyster), 511 nucleotides. Its product is annotated as putative nuclease HARBI1. The transcript has 2 exons. NCBI's taxonomy places the organism in Eukaryota, Metazoa, Mollusca, Bivalvia, Ostreida, Ostreidae. The record is from RefSeq and is a predicted model, not a curated record. The coding region runs from base 8 to 511 and encodes 167 amino acids.
AAUUUUAAUGGAUGUUGUAGAUGCUCUCAACUGCUCCCUACUCAACAUCAACUUUCCUUCAGAGUCAAAUGAAAUUCUAAACAUCAAGGCGCAGUUUACGCGUGUGGCCAACUUCCCAAAUGUUGUCGGCGCAAUAGAUGGUACACUGAUUCCAAUCAUGGGGAUGUCAGGGGAUGAUGAACAUGUAUUUGUUUCACGAAAAGGUUUUCAUGCCAUAAACGUCCAAGGUGUCGUCACUGGAGACCUGAAAUUUAUCAACAUAGUAAGUAAGUAUGGUGGUGCCACACAUGACUCCUACAUACUUACUAACUCAGGCAUUCCUGCAUUAAUGGAUAGACUGGAAGGGGGAGGCUGGCUCUUGGGAGACAGUGGCUAUCCAUUAGGGCCCUGGCUGAUGACGCCAAUUCUUCACCCGACAACACCACAAGAGGAAAGGUAUAAUGCCAGUCACGCGAAGACGAGGAACUGUGUCGAGAGAGCCUUUGGUGUCCUCAAGUCUAGAUUCCGGUAA